Molecule: messenger RNA, 2961 nt
Organism: Gaeumannomyces tritici R3-111a-1
Lineage: Eukaryota; Fungi; Ascomycota; Sordariomycetes; Magnaporthales; Magnaporthaceae
Product: chloride channel protein 5
Exons: 5
Coding region: 160-2820 (886 amino acids)
Biological process (GO): transmembrane transport; chloride transport
Cellular component (GO): early endosome; Golgi apparatus; membrane
Molecular function (GO): voltage-gated chloride channel activity
Source: RefSeq, a predicted model, not a curated record
CCGCCGCUUGCUGUCCCGAAUAGGCUCAACCGCGAGUCCAUGUUCGAUUCGCCUCGAAAACGCGCACCUCUCGAGACGGCGCACCCAAGAAUCGCCAGCCAAACCAAAACCGCCGCCGAUCCCACGCCGACAAUCCGCACUGAAAAUGGGUAAUAGCUCAUGAUGGAUCGGCCCCGUACCCUGAAUGCCGGCCCCAGCAACGCGGCAACCCCUCGCGGGCGGCCGACUGCUGCAGACGAUAUGGAGCUCCUGGCCGACGACACCACCAUCCCAGCCGACGAUCCGCCGCGCGAGACCAUGGACGAGCCUAUAUCCUUCCGACGCAGGCAGCAACAACAGCAGCAAACACAACGAGAAGGUGGCAUGUUCUCGCCGCCAUCCCUCCUCAUCCCCGGCCUGUCUGGCCGGGGCGGCGCAUCCUCCUCGAGCAGGGGCAGCAGCCCAAUCGGGGGCUUCCGGUCCCCGCGCGACCGCGGCAGGGGCGGCGGCGGGCCCAAGAGCGCCGACACGCUGGGGCCCCACGAUCACUGGGCCGCCGAAGGGCCCGGGCGCCGGGUCGGGUACGAGGACCUGACGGCCAUCGACUGGAUCUUCGAGUACACAAAGGAGCGCCAGCGGCUGCGCGUGCUCUCGUCGCAGUCCUCGGGGCUGCUCGGGUACAUGCCGCAGCUGCUGGACGCCAGCCAGGCCUGGGUGAUCCUGGUCGCCACGGGCAUGGCCGUCGGCGCCGUCGCGGCCGCCAUCGACGUCACCACCGACUGGCUCGGCGACCUCAAGACGGGCUACUGCGCCGCGGGGCCCGACGGCGGCGCCUUCUACCUGAACAAGGGCUUCUGCUGCUUCGGCUACGACGAGUGGUCCAAGUGCGUCGGCUGGAGGCCCUGGGCCACCGCCCUGGGCAUUGGCUCGGCUGGCGGAAAGUGGUUCAUCGAGUACUUUUUCUUCCUGCUGUUCUCGUCUACCUUUGCGCUUGCCGCCCAUGUGCUUGUCAAGGAAUACUCCAUGUACGCCAAGCAUAGUGGUAUUCCCGAGAUAAAGACGGUAUUAGGAGGCUUCAUCAUCAGGAGGCUGCUGGGCACCUGGACUCUGAUCACCAAGUCCCUUGGGCUUUGCCUUGCUGUUGCAUCUGGCAUGUGGCUUGGCAAAGAAGGCCCCCUGGUGCAUGUCGCCUGCUGCUGCGCAAACAUUCUCAGCAAGCCUUUUACCAAUAUCAGCCAAAACGAAGCCCGGAAGCGCGAGGUGCUGUCUGCGGCCGCAUCGUCGGGCAUAUCAGUGGCGUUUGGCUCGCCGAUCGGCGGCGUACUGUUCAGUCUCGAACAACUUUCGUACUACUUCCCCGAUAAAACCAUGUGGCAGAGCUUCGUGUGCGCCAUGACUGCUGCCGUUACACUCCAGGCUCUCGAUCCGUUCCGGUCUGGGAAGCUGGUCAUGUACCAGGUCAAGUACAGCUCGGGGUGGCAUGCCUUUGAGCUGGUCCCGUUCGCCCUUCUUGGGAUUAUAGGGGGGGUAUACGGGGGCCUCUUCAUCAAGGCCAACAUGAAGGUCGCUCAGUGGAAGAAGACGACAGCCUGGUUACCAACCCCGACCACACAGGUUCUCGUCGUAGCACUAUUGACAGCUCUCAUCAACUACCCAAACAUCUACAUGCGGGCGCAGAACUCGGAGCUCGUGUCAUCCUUGUUCAUGGAGUGCUCCAAGGUCCUCGACGACCAGUUUGGCCUUUGCAAAACAGGCUCAGCCUCUGCUGCCAACAUCGUUCUCCUCAUCUUUGCUGCCAUGCUCGGCUUCAUGCUGUCGGCCAUCACCUUUGGGCUGCAGAUCCCCGCAGGCAUCAUUCUCCCGUCCAUGGCCAUCGGCGCUCUCACCGGCAGGGCGGUUGGGAUCAUCAUGGAGACGUGGCAGCACAACCACCCCAACUUCCUGCCCUUCCAGUCCUGCGAGCCUGAUAUACCCUGCAUCACCCCAGGCACGUAUGCCAUCGUCGGUGCGGCCGCGACGCUUGCGGGGGUGACCAGGAUGACGGUGUCGAUUGUAGUCAUCAUGUUUGAACUCACGGGUGCUCUGACGUACGUGCUCCCUAUCAUGGUCGCCGUCAUGCUAUCCAAGUGGGUGGGAGACGCCUUCUCCCGGCGCGGCAUCUACGAGUCGUGGAUCCACUUCAACGAGUACCCUUACAUCGACAACAGCGAGGAGACCUUCAUCCCCGACAUACCGGCGUCGCAGAUCAUGACGCGGAUCGAGGACCUCGUGGUGCUCACGGCGGCGGGCCACACCAUCGGCAGCCUCCAGCGGAUCCUGGACACGCACCCGUACCGCGGGUUCCCCGUGGUGUCGGACCCGCGCGACGCGAUCCUGCUGGGCUACAUAUCGCGGGCGGAGCUGGCGUACAACCUGCACACGUCGACGGGCCCGCCGCGGUCGCUGCCGGCCGAGACGGAGGCCUUCUUCUCGCACCAGCCCAUGGCGGACCCGCGCGCGACGCUGGACCUGAGGCCGUGGAUGGACCAGACGCCCCUCACGCUCUCGUCGCGCUCCAGCCUGCACCUGGCCGUCAGCUACUUCCAGAAGCUGGGGCUCCGCUACAUCCUCUUCAGCGACCGCGGCGCCCUGCAGGGGCUCCUGACCAAGAAGGACGUCUGGUACGUGCUCAACGGCGCCGAGGAGACGCGCAGGACCAGCAGGCUGCCGCGCGACGCCGGCGUCGAGACGGGCAUCACGCGCGAGGAUGGCGACGGCGAGCACAGGGGCCUGCUCAGGGGCGACGAGGACAGCCGCGACGGGGCGACGAGCCCUGGGGCGGACGCGGCCUCCAUAUUAUAGAUAUAGAGUACAACACCAAGGGGUGGUUGGUGCUGAGUGCCGCUCGGCAGAUUGCUUGGUUCACUCCCAUUUUCAUGCUGGACAAGAGAGAACCGUGGUAUCUAGUGAGAUGUUUAAUACCUACUGGUUUGAAUUCAUUGC